AAGCAAACCAACCCACACUGUACCGAACCAACCAACCUCACCCACCCCCACCCCCCUCCAGCCACGACAGCAUGCCCCGAACCAAUCCUUCAUCUACCGCCACCCGCAACGUUCGGACGAGCCGCUCCCGCUGCCGCUUCGUGGCCCUGCUGGUCGCCGCCACGGUCCCGGGCACCGCCCUCGGCCUGGCCACGAACGGCCGCCGGGGCUUUCUGGCCUCGGUGUCGUCUUGCGCUUCCGCCGCAACGGUCGCCGCCCUCUGCCCCCUCCCGUCGGCCGCUUCCCAGGAGGUCGAGCUCCGCCAGGGCAACCAGGUCACGGCCUUCAACGGCCUCGCCUUCAACUACCGGGGGGGGGAGUACGGCGGCCUGGACGCCAGCACCCUGGACGAGCCCAGCAUCUCGUAUUCGGACUUUAACGAAAAGCUCCGGUCCGGAGGGGUGGUCUUUGUCGAGUUCAAGGCCCCCGACGGGGACGUGGCCUACGCGACCCUCAGGGGGGAAGGGGACGGGCCCGGCCAGAGGCUGCGCAUCGGGGAGGGGUACCCGAUCGAGCAGCACGACGGGUACAGCUCGCCCAUGUUUUGCAUCCGGACGGUCAAGAACGCGGGGGUCCCCUACAAGUUCGUCGUCAAGGGGCUGGACAAGUACUCGCAGUAAGGCAGACAGACGGACACACCACCCACGGAACGAAAGAAGGCAACUCACGCCCUGUAUACAUAAUGAUUUUUAAAAAAGACAAUAAAGAACAACAAAUACA
Pseudo-nitzschia multistriata is the source of this 759-nucleotide messenger RNA. The record is from the annotation of a GenBank genome assembly. NCBI's taxonomy places the organism in Eukaryota, Bacillariophyta, Bacillariophyceae, Bacillariales, Bacillariaceae.